GUUUCAACAUUUGUUUUCCUUUGUCUCCUACACAGUGAAAAGGGCAGUUGUCUGAAGAACUUACCAGGAAGUGUUUGAUAAGAAUAACAUACGUCUAUGUUCACACAGUGCUGUAUCCAUUAGUCCGAGAUGAAUUUAACUGGAGCGUGUGUGUCGUUGCUCUGUGUCGGUGUGAUAGUAGGGACCCUGGGGCUGGACCAGACCCUGCAGCCCGGGGGUAAUGGUGCGAAUGUGGUGGAGGCGGUUGUUUCCAGGAUUCGAGAGUCGUGCCUGUUCGCAGACGACAAAGGCUUCCUACGGCGUCUAGCUUACGUCCAGUCUUACGACGGAACCGACCCCAAGACGUACCGCCCCGGUUACGAUGGUGGUAUAUGGCAGUUAAGCAUUAGUAAGUUCCUGGAAACGAAAUACAACAACCACCUACUCGAGGAGUAUAACCUUAUCGCCGACAAGUUUAACAUAGACUGGGGCCAAGUACAGUGGGGUGACCUGAGAAAGCCACUCUACUCGGGGAUAGCCGCCGCUCUCUUCACAAAGAUACACGGAGGCGUGGGAUGGCGGAUCGAGGACCAGGCUCAGUUCUUUGCCAACAACUUCCUGAGUAUGGCUGGAAACAACUUUACUAAUUUGGCCGAAAUUCUAGCCCAAGGAUGCUCAAACACAAAGAAGAUAGAUCUGGUGUUCGUCAUGGAUCAGUCCAACAGUCUAUCAAUGGAUGACAACAUACGGUCGAAAAUGUUCAUUCAGGACAUUGUCAAUGACUUCCAGGUGUCAUUAGACAAGACAAGGGUUGGUUUGGUGACUUAUUCCACUCAUGCAACAACAAGAUUUCAUCUAAACACGUACGGCAGUAGUAGCGCGGUGUCUACAGCGAUAGACAACGUACCGUUCGACAGUGGAACCACUGCAACAGACGAAGCUCUCAUCAAAGCACUCACGGAUGUCUUCCAGGUGUCCCAUGGAAGCCGCCCGGAUGCUGUUAAGGUUUUGAUCGUCAUCACAGACGGUGUUUCUAACGACCGACUAAACACCAUCCACGCUGCCCAGGGGAUCCACGACAACAACAUCGUCAUCUUCUCGAUUGGAGUAGGCAGUCACAUCAACCACGCCGAGCUCAACGCCAUAGCAACGAGUCCGUCCUGUACUCACGUGAUGACAGUGUCAGGCUACACCGACCUCACGGCGCUCAAACAGGAGAUACAAGAGAAAACGUGUAGAGCUCCCGUAUAUAUACAAAUGAACCACACCUACACGUGUGUGAUGGAGGAGUGUCCUCCCCUUGCAGUCAUUACGCCACCAGGAGGUGUUACUGUAGAGACUAACGUGACCUGCGGUAAAAUCACAUUAUUCACGGCCUUUGGAAACCCGUUCCCAGGAAACUCUUUCUACGAGACGUUUUCUCAAACUGAGGCUGCUGAUCUUGGUGCCCUGUUCAGGAACACCACUACCACUCAGACGCUUUUCAUGAGUCUUGAAGAUGCACUCGCUCUGACCAAUGGGACCAGGGGUUGUACCAUCAACGUAACGCCUUACAAUGGAGAUCAUCGUUACCAUGAAGUAAAGUGCUACCUGAAUGGUGACCAGAUUGAGUGCCCAAACGACUGUAAAGAACCCUGGGGAUAUGGCAACAUAUGCACAAAGGAAAGUUUACUUGCCGGAAUCACGAAAUUUCCGCAUCCGGAUGAUUCGACCAAAUAUCUAGAGUGUGAUAUCCAGGGCAAACUUUAUGUGGUACAGUGUCCUCAGAACGAAUCCUACUACGACGACUGUAAGCAGUGUAUUGGGGGUGAAACACCCUGCGUCAAACCAGGUACUCCGCUCUCAACCGCCAUUGGAAACCCUUGUUCGGUGGAAGCUAUCUUGGCUAACAAGUUUUUCUUCACCUACCCAUCCGACGUGACAAAGUUUAUCCAUUGUGAUGUCUGGGGCAAGGCUUGGGUACGGCCGUGUCCUCAAGGGGAAGAGUGGGAUCAGCAUGAGUUGACCUGUAUCGUACCCUCCAAAAUUGCUAACCCUUGCCGCUCUAGAUCCUCCGGAGAUCCGUUUCUGUACACGUACCCCUGUGACCCGACUAAAUAUAUUCAGUGUGAUCUUUGGCAUGAAUCGUUUACCCGCCAGUGUAAUCCGCCAUCUUUCUACUUCCAACAAUCAUCAGAGUCUUGCGUAAGUCCACUGACAUUCGUGCCGACCACCCCACGCCCGGGAACUUGUGAUGGGGUACCAGCUACGAUCACUAACCCUGCAAUCAUAUGGACCCAAGCACCACAAACAGCGGCACCUACCAAUGGACUUCCAGUGAUAAACACGCCGUCAAGUAAUGGGGCGUACCCUUUCUGUCGCAACUGUGCCUUGUACACUUCGCCCUGUGACGCGGAGCACAUUCGUCAAAUGAAACUGUACUUCCCCGUGCUAGGUGACCGCCAUCACUACAUUCAGUGUGAUCUGACCGGCCACAUGUACUUACAGACGUGCACCAACAACGGACUGGACUAUUUCGAUCCCAUCACUUUCACUUGUGUCGACGGUGGCCUGGCGGUUGACAAUCAGCUAGGCCGCUGAGGAUCGAACUAGCCGCGACCUAUUUUGAUAUCUUUUCAUUACAAACAGCAUGUACUUCGUAACAUUGGUUUCUAGUUUUAUUGUGGUUUGUAAAACCGAAUUAUUUAUAUGAAAGCAUAAAUAUAGACCAAGGUUGCUUGUUGUAAAAAGUCAUGAAAAUUUUGCUGACUAAAUUAAUAUGAAGUUUUU
This is a messenger RNA of Mizuhopecten yessoensis (Yesso scallop), 2748 nucleotides long. RefSeq lists its product as uncharacterized. Gene Ontology annotation, cellular component: extracellular region. Lineage: Eukaryota; Metazoa; Mollusca; Bivalvia; Pectinida; Pectinidae. Bases 130 to 2559 code for a protein of 809 amino acids. Gene Ontology annotation, molecular function: chitin binding. The record is from RefSeq and is a predicted model, not a curated record. The transcript is spliced from 8 exons.